Lynx canadensis (Canada lynx) is the source of this 952-nucleotide messenger RNA. It is a transcript of the gene GSTO1, whose product is annotated as glutathione S-transferase omega 1. Gene Ontology annotation, cellular component: cytoplasm. Gene Ontology annotation, molecular function: glutathione dehydrogenase (ascorbate) activity; glutathione transferase activity. The record is from RefSeq and is a predicted model, not a curated record. Gene Ontology annotation, biological process: L-ascorbic acid metabolic process; glutathione metabolic process. Bases 146 to 871 code for a protein of 241 amino acids. NCBI's taxonomy places the organism in Eukaryota, Metazoa, Chordata, Mammalia, Carnivora, Felidae. The transcript is spliced from 6 exons.
GCACAGCUCCCGCCCAGCUGGCGGCCGCCCCAGGCAGGCACUUCUGAGAGGAGAAGAGAAGGGAGCAAGGACCGAGGGAGGGGCGACGUACUUCCUGAACCGCCUGCACACCCUGGGUCGCGAGCUCGGCCUGCCCUGCGCCGCGAUGUCCGGAGGGUCAGCCAGGAGCCUAGCGAAGGGAAGCGCCCCCCCGGGGCCGGUCCCCCAGGGCCUGAUCCGCGUCUACAGCAUGAGGUUCUGCCCGUUCGCCCAGAGGACGCUCCUGGUCCUGAAGGCCAAGGGAAUUGGGCAUGAAAUCGUCAACAUCAACCUGAAAAAUAAGCCUGAGUGGUUCUUUACGAAGAAUCCCUUUGGUUUGGUGCCAGUUCUGGAAAACAGUCAGGGUCAACUGAUCUAUGAAUCUGCCAUUACUUGUGAGUACCUGGAUGAAGCAUAUCCAGGGAAGAAGCUGUUGCCAGAUGACCCCUAUGAGAAAGCUUGCCAAAAGAUGGUCUUUGAGUUAUUUUCUAAGGUUCCCCCUUUGGUAACAAGCUUCAUUAGAAGACAAAAUAACGAAGACGGCUCUGGCCUAAAAGAAGAAUUGCGUAAAGAAUUCAGCAAGUUAGAGGAGGUUCUGACCAAUAAGAAGACAACCUUCUUUGGUGGCAAUUCUCUUUCUAUGAUUGAUUACCUCAUCUGGCCCUGGUUUGAACGGCUCGAAGUUCUGGAGUUAAAUGAGUGUGUAGAUCACACUCCAAAACUUAAGCUCUGGAUGGCAGCCAUGAGGGAAGAUCCUGCAGUGUCGUCCCUCCUCAUUGAGGCGAAGGCCUUUCGAGGUUUCUUAGAUCUCUACCUGCAGAACAGCCCUGAGGCCUGUGAUUAUGGGCUCUGAUGGGGGCAGGAGUCAGCCAUGAAGAGAUGUCUGAUAUUUUCCUUCACAAAUAUGAGGAAAACAUGCUUUCAUUUUACCAAA